UCUAUUCUAAUAUUACAAGUAACUCGAUAAAACGUACCAAAAAAGCAAAAUAAAUAAUUAAAUAAAAUUGGCCAUGAAAACUUUGUAGUACAAUUUUAAGUUCAAGCCUUUAUAUUUUCUCUGACAAGUUUAUCUGAAUGAAUGAAUUUAGUAAAGAAAUGUUAUAAUAUUCAACAGAUGUCAGUAGUAGCGUGAUGUUAUGCAGUGGUGUAAGAGCCAAGAAAGAAGAAAAUGGAGUUUGCCCCAGACGAAAAGGAGAAACUUUGAUCUCAGUUUCUCCAUCUUUGGAAUUUGAAAGCCAUACACUAAAAAUCCAGAACACCCAUAUCACCAAAGGUCAUUCUUCUUCCUCUUUUGGAUGAUAAUAGUCGCAGGCUCCCCAGAUGCUUAUCCCAAAAUUCUGACGUUAUUAUAGGGUAAGGAUUCGUACCUUAUUUCUUCUGUGCAUCAAGAUAACUGUAACUGCAGAAUUUAUCACAGGCCUGUUGAAGUAAUUAAUGGCAGCAGCAGAAGCAAGAACUACAUGGCAGCGUACUGCUAGUCGUUGCUACUUCCAUGACGGUGUGAGGGAAAAGUAUUCUUCCUGCCCGUCGUCAUCAUGUUCCUCGAAGUCAGAGUUCGAUUACUCACCUGAUAAUGCAGCAAAAGAUCAUCUGCACCCUUUUGCAAAUUAUGAUGUGCUAACUGGUAGAAGAAGGUGGUGGUUGAAUCAGGAACCCAACUUUGUUUAUCACAAGAAUUUUAUUAGUGAGGAGGGAAUUUCCUUGGAGGCUCAGCUUGAAAUUUUGAGUAAUGAUGUUUGUGAAGAGAGUCAAACCAAGAAAGGAUUUAUUGCUAAGACUAGUUGUUCUAUGGAGCAGCUGAGGAAGGUAUCUGUCACUUGUAAUGAAAAUGGUCAGGAUACAAGAAUCCAUGAACUCAAGGCUGUUAGUCCCCGAAAAACUGCUGCAGGAAAGGAUGUGAGAGAUUUAUGGUACUUGGAUGAACAUUAUUUAAAUUUGGAUUCUUUAAACUGCUUGGUUUCUCAAGAUCCCAAGAAACUGUCUUCUGAUUAUGAAUCUCACUGGGUUGGGGCUGACAAGACUGAGCCAUGGUGGCGCAGUGCUUGUAAAGAUGAUUUGGCUUCCUUGGUUGCUCAGAAGUCACUUGAGCACAUCGAGAAUUGUGAUCUUCCACGCCCCCGUGCUAAGAAUUAUAGGAAGCAACAGCAACCAUCUGCUUGCUCACAGAAUUUUGACCAUGAUGAUGUUCUUUCUUCACCUUUAGAUCAGAUGUCCGAGUCAAGGUUCUCCAAUAUGGACUAUUCUUCAGGAAGCCCAAAUUCAGGCUGUUCACCUCAUGAAACUUUCAGCACUACCAACAUCAACAGGCAUGAUGCUCAAGAUAGUACCGACAAUGACCAAAGCAAAGCUCAGCUACUAAAAGCACUAUGCCUCUCUCAGAAACGAGCAAGGGAAGCUGAGAAGGCUGCAAAGCAAGCUUAUAGCGAGAAGGAACACAUCAUCACGCUACUUUUCAGACAGGCGUCCCAACUGUUUGCUUACAAGCAAUGGCUUCAACUGCUGCAGAUAGAGAACAUCUGCCUCCAGCUUAAGAGCAAAAACCAACCAAUUGGCAAUCUCUUCCCAUCUGUUAAGGCACCCUGCAAAGGUAGUAGUAGGCAAGCACAGAAGGGUCAUCAGCACAGGGCUGGAAAGAAAAGGCAAGGCAAACCACAGCAUGAGAUCAACAAGUCUGUUGUUGCAUUUGCAUUGGGGUUAGGCCUUGCCAGUGCCGGUUUGCUCCUUGGAUGGACAAUGGGGUGGUUGUUUCCGGCCAUUUAGAUCCGUCAUUGUUGUUUGGUGCUGUCCUCUACAGCCAUAAUUCUUUCUCAAUGGACAUGGCCGCGUUGGCUGCAAAGCAUGUGUUGGAUUACAGUGUUCACAUCUUGUUUAAGUAAGGGUUUAGUUAACUAUAUAUCUGUUGAUUAUGUAGAUAUAAGAACAGAUUUUUUGUAUAAAAAGAAAAUAUGAAACCGAUGUGAAUUAUAUGUUUGUAAAUAGUAAACGAUUAUUUUCUUUACUUGGGAUCAUUUGAAACUGGUCAAUAUGUAUAGGAGAUUGCUUGCUCAGUCUUUUUUAGCAGAUUAAUCUUGAAGAGGAUGUUAUAACAUACUCUGAUAUCCAAUGGUGAAGCUCAAACACUUAUAAAGUCUGAAGUUUGAGA
Humulus lupulus (European hop) is the source of this 2205-nucleotide messenger RNA. RefSeq lists its product as uncharacterized. The transcript is spliced from 4 exons. The record is from RefSeq and is a predicted model, not a curated record. The coding region runs from base 498 to 1823 and encodes 441 amino acids. NCBI's taxonomy places the organism in Eukaryota, Viridiplantae, Streptophyta, Magnoliopsida, Rosales, Cannabaceae.